Messenger RNA from Porites lobata, 30214 nucleotides. The record is from the annotation of a GenBank genome assembly. Lineage: Eukaryota; Metazoa; Cnidaria; Anthozoa; Scleractinia; Poritidae.
AUGGGGAAUGGAGGAGAAGGAGGCAAAGGAUUUCUUCAGGGAGGAGUGGGUGGAAGAGCCUUGUAUAACAAUGCUGUAGGAGGAUUUGGAGGAGGGGGAGGUGCAUUUGGAAGUUCAAGCGGAGGGGGUGCUGGAGGUGGAGGAGGCUACUCUGGGGGAAGUAGUGGGGAUAAUGAGGGUGACUCCUGUGGAGGAGGGGGAGGAUCUUACAACACUGGAAAGAAUCAGCAGAAUGAAUGCUGUUAUAAAACAGCUGGGCAUGGUCAGGUGACCAUAACAUUAAUAUAGAUGACAUAUUGUGCAACUCAGCAAGUACUCUAGCUUAAAUGUUAGGUAAAGUAGCUUGUUAUACAACUAUUGUUAUAUCUUGUUAUAUCGUAUCUUAUCUGAUACCGCUAUCAGUAUACCUGUAGCUAAAAAGAGAAAAAACAACAACAACAACAAAACAUUUUCUUGUCAUGGGCAUUUAAGAAGUAUAGUGACAGCCGAACUCCUGAAAGUUAUAAAAAAUACCUUUGCAAGGGGCCCAGGGCCCGGUUGCAUAAAACGCCCGUAACAACUGCGGGUACGCGUACGUGCACUCGUAACUUAAGUCAGUUGCAUUAAAUUACUUAAGUGGUCCACUUGGGGAAUUCACUUAAGUGGUUGCGCUUACGAUUUUUGUAAGUGUGCACUUAAGUGUCGUUUAUGCAAUAGAAAUUGCGGGUGUUGCAUAAAACCUUUUUUACGGGAAAAAUAGCACGUAAAUUUACAGGACCUAUGUAGGUCCCGUAUCGUUACUGUUUUUACUAAACUUAAGGAGAUCUUUUACUGAGAAGUGAAAAAAAGUAUAUUUCUUCACGUUAUUCGUUCUAAUGCGCUUUUUUAACCUCUGAUGUACUCUUUAAAGCCGACGAUGUGAAAAAAGAAGAAGAACUAUCAUUUUCAGUAGAUAUUGAAGAAAAAUAACGUCUGCAUGCAAAUUUCAUGUUUUUGAGAGGCUUUAAAGUGUUCGAAACGACUUAAAACUUUCUUUACACUCACCGAUGGUUAGCUUAAAAAAAAAAAAAAAAGUGAGUCAUUAAUGAAGUACUAUAUCAAAGUUACGUAUGCCUUUAAGUGAGCCCGUGAGUUACAACGUAAAACAGAAACUUACGAGAGUGCUAAGUGCGUUCCAUGCAACACACUUAAGUGUACCCAUAACGGAUUCGUAAGUGACCUACUUAAGUGGGCACUUAAGUGUAGGUUUUAUGCAACCGGGCCCAGGAAACGUGUCUACUUAAGGGAUGUUAAAAAUGCUACAGGAAGGAGUUGUCGGUUAAUAAAGGUUUGACUGUACAUGUAGACUGCUUACAGUCCGCCUUUUCUCUUAAAAUCCGUUAAGUUCUUAUCCUAGCCAGCGCGAUUGCAAAUAACGACGUCACAAUAAGGGAUAUAGGAAGAGACGAGAAUAGGCGAUCUCUUAUUUAUUUAUUUUUUUUUCUUCUCAGGCGUACGCCCUCGUUGAUUGCGGCUCGUGUGCAUGGAUUACUCGUGGAGAUUGUGGAGUAACUUUGCAGAGAAAUUUAAUUAGAGGCUGCUCGCAGUCCACUGUACAUGUAUAUUUACCUCCUUUCAAAAUACCAUACAGUUAUUGCAACGGCAACACAUGCUUUUUUUAGCGGCGGAUCCAGGAUUUUUUAUUGAGAGGGGGUCCAGACUUUGGUUCAGAAAGGACUGUUGAACUUUCUUGUAGCAACUUCUCCCCAAAACCACCCCCCCUCCCCUCCCGCACCUCCUCCCACCAGUCGCGGUUGCACGUUAUAAUUCCUUGGCCCUUUACCGUGUACUUGAAUUCAACUUGUAAAGAAUACAUAAUUGUCGACCAGCUGAGAACGCAGACUGAGACGACCAUGUCAAUCUGUGAGCACUGGUCGCUGUUGGCGCGGGAAAUGUACUAGGGAGCUUUAGCAUCGAAGACGGCGACGGCAGCGAAAACGUCACUUUUAAAAUGAAUUAGCGUUUUUUUCCAACUUUGAAGCGUUUAUUUCAAUUCACUGAAAAUGCCAAAUGUGGCCCUGGAGUUGAUUUCUUGGGGACCGGACUCAAGUUUACAAAGAGAAAGAAACAUUCGUCUUUCCUUGUCUACGUUCUUGUCGCCGUCGUCGUUGCUAAAGCUCCCUACUGCUUUGCGAGCAGAUGAGAACAGACCAUACGAGGGUACCCAAAAACAAUUACAAUUUUGAAUAUCCCUGGAAUUAAGUUUAGCAGCAAAAUCCAACGCGCGUUUCGUUACAUACAUAUAUUGCAAGAAUGUUUAACCCAUACUUAACUUACUGUAAUAUCGUAUGGGCCAGUACCUAUCCAACAAGGCUCGAGGGUAUAUCUAAGGUUCAAAGGAAAAUUGUAAAGAUUGCAAAGAUUUCGAAAUUUACAGAGUAAACAAGGCCUGUAUUCCUUUCUUCGAUUUUACUAACCAUAUAAGAGUUAAAAGCUUAUCAAUUGGCCUUAUUCAUGUAUUCUUACUUUAGAGGACAACUGCCGCCAUCUUUUUCAGAUUACUUUUCGGAGAGUAAUACUAUUCAAUCCUAUAAUACAAGGUCCGCGAACAAAGUGUGCAUUAAGUAUGAAAGAACUAAUCAUUGACGUUUCUCAGUUAGAUAUAUAGAGGUACUAUGAUAUGGAACAGUUUGCCAAAUAGUUUGAAGGAAAUUAAGUCAUUUCAGUUGUUUAAAAGAAAAUUGAAAUGUUUUGUUAACAGAAAUAUACUGACUCUACAUAGUGGAACAUAUAUACAGUGUAAUACUCUUGCUGCUUAAUAAUAAUGUUAAGGCCACCAUAUUCAAUACGAAUGUUUGUGAUGCUUAAAUUAAAAAGGGGACCUCCCAGGAAAAGCUCAGCUGAGCUUGCAGAGAUCUCCCGCUAAUAGAUUAUGUUAUAGAUGCAAUACAUUAGUAAUUAAGUGGCAAAUAAAAGAUUGCUUGAUUGAUUGAUUGAUUGAUUGAUUGAUUGAUUGAUUGAUUGAUUGAUUGAUUGAUUGAUUGAGUUAAAAAGCGACACACGAUCCUUUCCAUAGAAGAAUUUUAGUCUCAAACAAGCGUCAGUUCUGAUAAGGGGGUCCGGACCCCCCGGACCCUCCCCCUGGAUCCGCCACUGUUUUUUCCUGAUCUGUGAUCGGCCGGUUGAUGUUUGGUGGCCCCGCUCGCGUUCGCUGCACUUUCAUUCUCAAAAGCAUACGCAUGUUAAGGAACAUUUAAAAGUGACAAUAAAUAGUAAAGAAUACCGGAACCUGGUCCACUUUGAGUGUGCAAAAAUUAGAUUAUAGCAUGUUGAUAUGUUUUUUGAACGGUAAAACGUCAGGUACAGCAACCAUAGAUACAACAAACAGACCUUUAUAUAACAUUGCCCAUCCCUGAUACUCACAAUACCUGGGACAAGUACUCUGAACAUUCUCAAAGAGCGCUCUCUAUCAAAUUACUACAAAGAACAACGUACAAUAAAACGAUUUAAUUCUUCAGUGGGACCCGGAUUAACGGUCGCGUGUUGUGCUCCGGCGCUAAGACAGUAACAACAGUCACAGAUACAAAUGUCCUCAUAUAACACGGCCGAGAAACUCUCGGUGUUCUUCCGACUGAUUUCCGAUUCCUUCUGGCCCAUGAGGUUCCUUAUAUAGCCCUGAAAUAUACUAUUUCAUUCCACUUACAGCUAAGUAUGGUAUGAGGUCAUAAAGCACAAAAGCAUCGCGAUGCAGUCAGCAUCACACACACCUUUGUCGACAACUAAUCUGCUCACUGAGUUCAGUGACCUCUUUCAAACAAAAAAAGGUAAGGUAUAUAGAUUUUGAAAUAAUGACUUUCAACCCUGAAAUAUAGCCUUUAGAUGCCUUUCUUACUGACAUCUGCUACAGGACCUAAAGGUCAUAUAUAUUUUUUUAACUAAUACGUCCAAAUUACCCGUUACAAAUAACGGCGAUUGACAAACUCACCCCCAUAUCAGUGCAAAAAUCGGAACUGAAGAAUAAUUUUCUAAGUUUCUUCUUUGACCUUUACUCUAUUUGGAGUGCGGCUUCAGCUGUUCAUGCGAAAAUACGCCACACUUUACCGCGGCAAUUUUAAAUUUUUCGAUGAAUUUACGCAAUUAAGUGCAUGUAGUUUUACAAAUGAGCUGAAGCAGGAUGUAACCGUAAAUUUGUUGGCAUGGCUAUUCACUUAAUUAGCUGGUGGAAAUUCUAUCUAAAAGAAGGUAAAUAAAAAAGUAUGGCUUUAAAGAAAAAAGAAGCAACAAAGAAAUUAAUGUGCCUAACAAUUUUGCAAGCAGGAGUUCAAGUGCUGCGACCUUUUAUAGAAGAUUUUGUUCUUGCAUGCCUAUACUGAAAUGAAAGGGAAUCACCACGACUUUUAGACACGUAUAAUUAAAAGUUUUCGUUUUACUAAAUGUUUUGAAAGAAUUCUGCAGUCUCCAAUCCACUUUUUGUUUGCUACUGCAUAGUCAAAAUCAUAAUGAGAGUAGAACAUCGAACAUCCCAACAAAAGUGAUUCUUUCAGGAGAGUAUUCCAUAAUAUGGUGCCCAGGAAAAAAGGUUCUAAAUUCGACAAUUAUUUAAUUGUUGUCUUAUUGUGCAAUUUCAAAGUCUUGCAUGGUAGAAAUGAAAGACCUUAAUUAUGGGGGUCUCAAUGGGGUUAACCGAUAGGCGUAAAACGGCCAAAAAUCUAGUCGAUAGCCAUAAAAAUUGAAAAAUUUUCACCGUUAGCCGUAAAUAGAGUAAAAAAGAGUUAACUGCAAAAGAAACUUUUCCCUAGAUUCCCUCACUUAUGAUUGCGUUUUUUAUUUCCCAGCUAGUGUGACUCCGUACGCACUUUAGGCGAAGCGCCUUUUAGGUGUUGACCAAGACCUAGGCUCCAUUUCCGCCACUCUCUCGGGGAACUAAUUUUUCCCAUAGCGAAAGUGGGGAUUAAUAUUUGCGAUUUUCAGGAGGUCGAGCCCUCGAAAUACUAGUGAAACAACACGCAAAGAUGUCACUGUUUGUAAAACAUGUUGCCGAUGAACAACAUUUCCCUCUUUUCCUCUGACGUCGCUACGGUAGAUAUUGCCAUGCCCAGUCCCUGUACGGCGUCUUCCCACGCGAUCUCGGUCAAGGUAUUUUGGUGGCGAACUCGCAUGGACCACGUGACCCGAAACGCAUUAGCCGCGCGGAAUAAUGAGGCCCACGGACAAGGCAAUGGCAGACAGUCGUUCCGUACAGUCCUUCGCUAUCAUUAAAAACACUGGACGCGGGAAUUUUGUUAUAGGCCGUUUUCACGCCAGAGCUAGAAAUGGAUUAUCCGUCUGAGGCUAGCCUGUGUACAGUCACGCCCUCCCCACAGGCACCCUUUCUCCGAUUUUUUCUGAGGGGAGGGGGCGGUUGUACACAGGCUAUUUGGAACGGACAAUCCCGUCUUCAAACUGUCCGUAAAAAUUGACGGAUAAUUUCAGGCGGAUUGUUACUAACUAUUCCAUUUUCGAGUUAAGAAGUGUUACCUAUCUGACGCGAAUCAUCAAAGGGAUAACCCGUCUCACACAAAUAAUCCGUCUCUAGUGUGAAAACGGCCAUUUCUGUUAUAAUGAAUGUCGCGCCCGGCCUUGAGUUGGGCGUUUGCGUGUCUGCUUUUUCUUUUUCACAAAGAUUAUUUUUAAAUUGACUAUUGACAUUUCUAUGAGUAAAAUUAUAUUCGAAGAGAAAUACUUUAUAAAAAGUAUGAUCUAUCAUAAGUUAAAAUUUUCAAAAGAAUAGGUUGUUUCAUCCCGAGAUGAUCCAAAGACCUUUAUUUUGAUUUAAAGAUACAAAAUCUACAGGCUGAUUAAUAUUUAACUUUUUGAAACAAAAGAAGUUAAUUUUUAACUUUUUUGUUAACCGUAACUGAAAAAAAUUAACCGAUAGCCGUAAAAGAGCCAAAAUUUUUGUCGUUAACCGUAAAAGCCACCACCCCAUUGAGACCCUCUAAUUAUUCUUUGCCGGGUUUUCUUUUUUUUCUGCGACAUCCACAAUUAAGUAAAGGCUCAAAGUACAACUAUAAGAAAAUUGUUAAUUCCUGUACGCAAGAAAAAGAAUUUCAAUUAUUUAUUGCACCAAUUUUUUUUUUACGACAUUCUAAAACGUGGUCAAAUUUAAGGGGGAAGGGGGUUUGAGUCAGCAUCCAUUUUUUUCUACAGUACAAGAAGACGUUUCGUGACAGUCGAUUGGGCUACGGUAAGGAACACCAUCCCAUAAGGGCAGAUUUCAAAAGAACUGAAUGGGCGAUAAAAAGACAGUUGUCUUAUUUUAUUUGCUGUAACGAUAGUCGCCUAGGCACUCUAAAAACAAUGACUUCCCUUUCUUGUCGAUGAAGAAAUACAACACACCUAGGUAUUUGUUUUCCUGUAAUCUGAUUGGCUUACUCAAAACCAAUACAUUGCUUAGACCGCGUAAGGACUAAGAACUAGAGGAAUGGCGAGCGUAGAAAUUCAUGGUGGCGACGAUUACAGUUUAUAACAAUAAUGAUAAUGAUGAUAAUAAUAAUAACAAUAAUAAUAAUAAUAAUAAUACAUAGGCAAAAGUAAAACUUUCAAUAGGACUAGUUGUAAUUGGGCAUUAUUCAGUGAUAAAUAGCUAAAAAAAUUAAAAUUGACUGACUAUAUAAGAAAAAAACAUAGAUAUAAAAAGCUUUUGCAAAUAAAGAGGUAUUUACGGCUUUCUUGAAACUUUGGACAGAAUAUGACGUUUCUCAAUGUACAGGGUAGAUCGUUUUUAUAGUUUCGGGGAGGCCACAUGAACGAACGAUCCCCAAGCGUGGCGAGCGAUUUGCAAGAACUAGAUUUGUUAGAACGUAGAUUAGGUCUUCAAGCAGUGCCUCCAACAGAAAUAAGUUCACUUACACGUAUGUUGGCUGGAGCAAAAUCACGUAUUGCUUUGAAAGCGAUUAACAACAUUUUAAAAAACUAUACUAUUUUACCGGCAGCCAGUGCAGCGACUUGAGCAGAGAUGUCAGAUGUGAAAUCUGCUCUCCUGGAAUAUCAGGCGCGCAGCUGCAUUCUGAACUCUUUGUAAUUUGUAAAGAUGGCAUUCGGGAACUCCAAAUAAGAGACCCUUCUAAAGUCUAGGUAGCUUAAUAUAAAAAUGUGUGCCAGUGUUUCUGUGCAUUCUUUAGCUAAGUACUUUCUAAUUCUUCUAAACGUUGUAGAGAUGAACGAACGCUGCAGAACUAGACUUAGUGAUAUGGUCAACCGUAGAAAGGUUUGAGUCAAACCAAACACCAAGAUUUUUAACAGGAGAGUGCGGAGCUACAUUUGUUGUAUAUUCGCAUUUCCAACUUGGACGCGGGAAAUAUUUACUUUGGGGAGCUGCUGUUUCGUGCUAAUCAAAAGGAACUCUGGUCAGGCAUUCAGUAAUAGUUUAUUAUCAUGCAUGCAUCCAGUUCCUGAUAACCUGAAUACAACCCUCGAAAGCAGCAAUAGCAUCUGUCUGUGAAUGACCUGUCUCAUCUGCAGGACUAAAGGAGACAUAAAUUUGGUUGUCAUCACCGUAAAAAUGGAUGGAUGGAAGAUAAUCUUGAACGACAUCUAGUAGCGAGCUCGUAUGGAUGGUAAACAAGAGGGGCCCAAGAAAGGAGCCUUACGGAACUCCGCAGUUCUCGUUAAAACUCUCAGACUGACAACCACGCACCGAUAUCCGCUGACAGCGCCCUGAAAAAUAAGAUCAAAACCACUCAUACUCUGUCUCCAAGUUUUAGCUCGUUGAGUGCCUCCAGCAAGAUACCGUGAUCAACUGUAUCGAGAGCCGCGCCAAGAUCUAGUAGCACGAAGAGAGUUACAUGCUAGUUAUUCAUAUUUAGGAGGAUGUCGUUUUUUUACUUUUAGGAGAGCUGUUUCAGUGCUGUGGUUCUUCCUCAAAGCCGAUUGCGCAAUCGACUAUACGCCCAUAUCAGCCAUGUGAUCAUGUAUCUGACGAAAAACUGCUCGACAGGAAAGCCAUAUUGCUGACAGGUCUGAAGUUCUUAAAGAUAACAUCAAGACCACGCUUCUUAAGUAAUGAACAUACAAGCGCCUACCUACAACUAUCGGUAAAGAGUCCAGCUUCUAAUGAUUUGUCUAUGAUCGUAGUAUUGUUCCUGAAAAGAUCCUAGUGGGGAGGUAACAAUAAAGUAUGUAUGUAUGUAUCCAUGUAGUAGCCACCGAAAGUAGAGCAUUGAUUUGAUAACGAAGUGAAGUGUGAAGUGGCAUGGGGUCGAGUGGGCAGGACGUCAACGCCGAGUUCUGCAUAAGCAAUUUAUCGUUGUUUCCAGACUAAGUCUUUAAUUCAGAUAAUGUUGGAAUUUACCUUACUAGUAUUACCAACAGAAAUAAACGCCUCGGGGACAGUUAAGUCAGUGAAAUCAGCAUCAAUUUGUUUAGACUGUAUCAGUUUUUGUAACAAAAUACUCUCCAAGUUGGGGCAUGCAGUCGUGGUGGAAGGCCAUCAUCCUGGGACUGAUUUUGCUUGAUAUGCGCUUGAAUUUGAGGGCAAACAAGUCGGAAUCAAGUUUAGAUAACCUCCAUUGUCUUUCAGCAUUCGACGCUCUCGUCUUAGCAUGUCGAAUUUCAUCAGUGUACCAUGGAAUUUGCGGCCGCAUAACGAUGGUAUAUAUACGAUCCGAGCUACCAGUUGAGGAGUUGUUUUCCUUAGAUUACCUUUACAAUGUUGAGCGACAAGGAAAUCCUCGUCUUCUUCAAACAAUCUUAUUCUUUUGCUCAUGUUAGACCGCUCUAGAGUUUAAAAGACGCCUACCCAAAGAAUCUGUCUAAAGUAAAGCUAAUUACCAGUUACCGGCCUCUCCAUUGUUCUACUCCUGGUCGCACUUAACGUCUUAAGUCUCUGGGUCUUUUGCGUUUUCAUUAAACUAUUCGUUUAUCAUUUUAAAAUUAUUUUUUAGUGUUUUUACCUACAUUUAAUUAAUAUCUGUUUGUUUUGUUUUGUUUUUUAAUUUCCACUGUGCGCGUUUUAGGUGCUGACCUAAACUUUUGCUUCUUCAAAGCUCAAUUUCAUGAACGUUUUCAAAAAAAGAUAGUGUCCAGCUCCUGGCAGUGUUUGGUGAUGAAAGAAGAAACUACCUCAUUAAAAUUCUUAUCCGCUUCUACCGUCUUCCCCAAUUUACGACAGUUUUAAAGAUCUGUAUGAAGAUGAAGACUGUUCAUGUUAUAGUAGCUCUUCUUAUGAUUUCCUGCAUGGUCAGUAUCUCAGAAGGAGGCAGGAAAGUGCAAAAACGUAAGUGACGGAAUAAAAUGAAUCAUAACAAUCAAUCCCUUUACAAAAAAUAUAUAGAACCUUUUCACUCACGUUGCUAGCAGCAAUGUAAAUUUAUGGAACAAAAAAAGAUAUUAUUUGCUUUUCUAAGUUUUUGGCCUCGGAAACAAGGGUCUAGGGCUCAAAUCUCUUGAACGAAAGCAAAAAUGCAGGUGACAAACUUUGACCCGAACCAAGACUUUUUCUGGCGUGAAAAAACUGGGUCUAUGCUGGUCUGCAGACUAGACUGCGAGAGAGAGCGUGCCCGCAGGCUACUGCCGUCCGUGUGGCUGUGAAUCUUGGAACCUGAAUAAGACGAGUGUAAGAUAAAUGUGUAGAGGUGUUAUCUGCCAAAAGGCUGAGUUUUUCCGAGUUAUUUGAUGAUAUUUCGCUUCUGUUAAACGUUAAAAGAUUAUGCGUAGUUGUGGAUAGUCUUAUCAGUGCCGCUAAAGUGUAUGAUUGUGCAAUUUCCGGAUAGUGUUGACAGGCAGAAUUCAGGGAUGUGGUCGCGUACCAGGCAUAAAAACGCUUCGUCGGUGUUAGCUUAGGUGACUGUGCCUUAGAAAAUUGAAACCAAUUCUGCACUCGGGAAAAUUGGACCUAGGUUUAGUUUCAGCAGGCACUUGGCUUUGAACUGUAGGCGGUGGUGGAUUUUAUUCCAGUGGAAGAAGCUCAAAGCAGUUCGGAGGCUCAAUGGGGAAUGGCGGAGAAGGAGGCAAAGGAUUUCUUCAGGGAGGAGUGUGUGGAAGAGCCAGGAUUUACCAUGCUGUAGGCGGGUUUCGAGGGGGAGGUGGCGCUUUUGGACACGAAGGAGGUACUGGAGGAGGAGGAGGCUACUCUGGGGGAAGCAGCGGGGUGACUCCUGUGGAGGAGGGGGAGGAUCUUACAAUACUGGAGAGUAUCAGCAGAAUGAAUGUUGUUAUAAUACAGCUGGACAUGGUCAAGUGACUAUAACAUUAAUAUAGAUUACGGACUGUAACUUAGCAAGUAGUGUGGUCAAACUAGUUCCUAAAAUUUUAAACCUUGGUGUACUUGUGUAUAUAAGAGAUAGUUGUUUUAACAACAUUAAAAUGUAUUAAACACUUUACACUUAAAUAUAGUAAAGGAGCGUAACGCUAAAGAGAGGGGCGACAAAUGAAUGACAGAUAUUCCAAGUUUCAAUUAAGCGUUUUUUAUCACUGGACUGACCAUCGGUAGACAAAUUCCCGAUGUCAAAUACGCGUUGUUGCUAAUCUAAAAGUCACGCUUUUAUUAAGAACCAAUAUCAAAACUAAUAUGAUACAAACUAGAGUGCGCUAAGAUUUGUACUCAUUUAUUUGGGUGCUUAUAUAGCAGUUUUGGAAGACAUUUUCUUUAUGAGCGGAGGUUCCCUUUAAGCUAAUAAUGGGUAUCAAGCAUUGUCAUGUUUAAUUCAAUGUUUGUUGUUCUCAGUUGUUGUUGUUGAACCAUAUACAAGGUGAAAGGUGAGCGUACUUCCGAAAACCGAAAUGGUAUAAAACUGUAAUUUCCUCAACUGCAUUGACAGUCAAUCCUUCCUGUAAUUUCACUCCCCGCGAUAAGAGAACCAUUUGCAUGGCAAGUGACUGAAUCUUUAAUGUUCCACUUGACCGACAACAAAACCUUUCAAGACUCUAACACUUCACUUAGUUUUUCUAAGCCGCCAACCGAGGCAGAAGGCUUUAUUAGGAUGCUAUUUUGAUUUACCCUUUGCGGUUUCAACACCUGCCGUUUAUAUAUGUAUUAUUUUCCCUAUUUACGUACAGCUAUUGCAUUCCUUAACUCACGUUACCGCAUUUUAAGGCCUCAACCUCACGCGUCAAGACGGCAAGGUCAUCUGAGCAUCCGUCAGAACUGUAAGUUCUUUUUGAUGACCUCUUAAGCUUGUUUGUUUUGUCUCACAACUGCGUCUAUCAAUUCCCAUAUUUCUACAUUUUUAACGUGAUUAUGUAACCACACUAUUUUAAAAUGACAAUGGCCGAACUCUCUUGAGACUAAGUUCCGUCAGACGACCUAAGGGAAAACAAACGAUAGAUUGUGUCCGUGGGGGCUUGUGGGGUGGCGUUUAUUAACAUUAAUUAUUACAGUGGAUACCCUUUAGGAAUUUUUGUAAAAAAAUAAAUUGAGCUGGGAUUUUGCCCGUAGCCAUUUACUCCAAUUGUUGAAUUUGCCCAGUGAACAUAGCUCAGGCAAAGCAGCAUUUUGGGGUUGUGCUAAUAUUUUGUUAGGGAGAAAAGGCAUACAUUUUACUUUUUUGUCGUUUAUGUGUCGGCUUCAGGGUUAGGGCGCGUUAUCCUGGUUAUGUUAGGCAGCUUCAGUAUUAACCAAUAAAAUCAACGAUUGGGCGAAGAAACAACAAAAAUACUCGGAAGUCAUUCUUUCGCCAAUUCGUAGUAUAAAUGCGUAACAGUUAAAAACUGGAGAAUAAGUAGUAGAAAAUACUGUAACUAUUGCCCCUCAAUUUUGCAAAGACAUGGCAUGCUUAUGUUUAUAUUUAGGUAAAACAUCCGUUUCUGCAACCAUAGAUACAAAUGCCUUCAUGUAACAAUGCCCUUCCCUGACAGUCACAAUACCUUGGACAAGUACGGCAGUAACAUCUUUAAUGAACGCUUGUACCAACGGACUUACUUCAAAGAACACUUUUAAAAAAUAAUAAUUACUUUAGUCUAACCCCUCGACAAUCGGUCACGUGUAGUGCUCCGGUGGACACAACGACACCAUAGAUACUAGAUAUUAAUUAUUCAAUGCCAGCUCACGUUAUUAUGACCUUUCACAUCCUGGCAGCAGUUCUUCUCGAAGUCGAUCGAGAAACCUUUAGAUGUACUUUCGACUAAUUUCCGCUUCUUUCUGGCCAAUAAGGUUCCUUAUAAGGCUCCAAAAACUGUCAUUUUUGUCCGUGGCUGACAGCGUAGCAUGAGGUAAUAAAGCACAAACGCAUCGCAGCGCAGUCAGUAUCAAACACUCCUUCAACGACAAUAUUUAGAAUCAACGAGUUCAGUGACCUCCUCCGAAGGAAAAGGGUAAGGUCAUAAUAUGGAUUUUGAAAUAAUUACCUUCAUCGGGGACAAAGAUUUUAGAUUCCAUCCUCAAUCAUCUACUUUAGAACCAAAAGGUUACAUUUUCUUAAACUAUUAACAAAAAUAACCUGAUGUAACAGUAAAUUUGUUGGUACAGCUAUUCACUUGAUUGGCUGCAUGGUAAUUCUAUUUCAUGCUCCUAUUUCGGAUUAAAAGGUACGGUUUUAAUAAAGAAAAAAAUAAGUAACUAAAAAAGGUAUCUAACAAUUUUGAAAACAAAUGUUCAAGCGCUAGUAUUUCUGCGACCUUUUUAUGAACGACUUGUUCUUGCAUAAUAUUUACCUAUACUAAGAAAGGUUUUGAUGGCGUUAUAAUUUUUAUCUCGGUAGCAAUAAAUCACACAGCUUUUAGAGUUUUUUGCGCAACACAGCGUAGCAAUGUUGGAACAUUGCAGGCAUUCGAAACAAUGUCGCAACAACGUUGAAAUGAUGUUUUGCGUUAAAAAUCGUCGUUGCAAGUCGUUCCGUAUAACACCUGAUGGCUGUUCUGGUGGUUCUACAUUUUGCGUGUAUGUAUAUAGUCCUAUUUGACAAUUUAGCAGUACCUUUCUUUGAUAUCCUACUGUUAUGUCCUAAAUGACGCUAUUACGAGCCAUCACCAUCUUGAUACAGGCCGGAGGUGAAUUAUGGGAAUGACCUCACCUUCUUUCCGGGGAGUAUUUCAUAGUAAGAUAGUGCAAUGAAAAACGGUUCUCUAAAUUGGACAAUCAUUUGGUUUUUGUUUUCAUAUUUAUUGUAAUUCCAAAGUCGAUCCCGCACGUAUUGGAAAUGAAAGACCUCAGUUAUUCUUUGAAGGGUUUUCUUUUCUUUCCUUUUUUUCCUACAACAAACUCAAGGAAAGGCCCUAAAUUCGAUAAUCCGCUGAGGUUUUUUGUUUAUUUUUUUCUAUUUUUAAUUUUAGAACUUAUAAGGACAUUUUUAAUUCCUUCUGAGGGAGGGGGGACGUCUGUACACAGGCUAAAAAUAAAGAUCGCAAUUAAUUAUUCCACUAAGUGUUUUUGUUUUUUACGGCAUUCUUAAAUUUAGGAGUGCUAGAGUCAGUGUCCAUUCUUUUCUUCGGCAUAAAAAGACCUUUUGUGACUGUUGAUCGGGCUACGGUAAGGAAAACCACCCGACUAGGGGGCAGAUUACAUUAAGAACAAACCGCGAUAAAACAAUUGGUCUUAAUUUAUUUGCUGCAGCCAUAGUCACCUCGGCUCUCUUAAAGUAAUGACUUCCCGUUAUUUCCAUACCGAUAAUGAAAUACAGUGCUGAGUGACAAAGAAAUCCUCACCCUUUUGUACAUUCUUUUGUGGUCGCAGGUUAGGACGGCCCCGGAGCAUAUAAAAAGCAAACCAAAAUAACCUGUCCAAACUGAAGGUAAACUGUCCAACCUUUUGAGUAUGUAAAAUCGGGAUACCUUUUAAUCACCGACGACGAAUCACGUAAGGGACCAAACUGACGAGCCACAAGGGGGGUUGUGGGGGCAUUCUUCCCUAGAAAAGUUUGAAAUCUCGAUGCUCUGAAACGUCAUUUCUAAGGUUUUGAGAGGAUAACUUCUGUCUAAAAUGUUUGCUGUUCAUCGAUCGUCAUUUCAUGGUUACUUUUAUUAUAUUAGCGUGCACGACUGAGCGUACAAGUACUCGAUUUUAUUUUAUAUUUCAUGCCGUUCUAUAAAGUUUCUGGAUAUCACUUUCAGUUAGGUAUAUUCUGCAAGGUGUAUUUGUAUAAGUAUAAUAAGAAUUCAUUUGAAAAUAUCAGAACAGAUAUCAAAAUCGGGGAUUUUCUUAUCCCGAUCGCAUAUUGGCAGGGAGGAUUCAAGAUUUCCAUUUAAAAUCGGGAGAAUCGCAACGAGAUCGGAAUGGUUGGACAGUCUGAGUGAAGCUUUUUAUUAGUAGAUUUCAGAUUGUACUUAUCGUUGUCGCACUUUCCGUUUAAAUCAUUUCAUAGUAUUUUUUAUUUUUAUUUAUUUUUAUUUAAUUUAUUCUUAAUUUCCACUGUGCACGUUUUUGAUGUCGGCAUAAACUUUUGCGGCUUAACAAUUCUCUUCAAAGCUCAUGAAUUUCAUAAAAGUUUACAAAGUAAUCAAUGAUAAUAAUAAAAUGUUUAUGAUAAAAAGAAAAAACUACCGGUACCAUAAAGUCUUACAAUUCAAGUUUCUACAGUCUUCACCCAUUUACGUCGACAGUUGCGAGGAUUCGUAUGAAGAUGAAGACUGUUCAUGUGAUAGCAGCUCUUCUUAUGAUGUCCUGCAUAGUCGGUAUGUCAGAAGGCGGCAGGAAAGUGCAGAAACGUAAGUGAUGGAUUAAGAAAUGAUUCAUAAUAAUCAAUACCCUUGCAAAAAAGAUAUACAAACACAUAUCAUUCAGCAGCAAAAUUUUUGUGUUUUAAAAUGCUUCACUUUGAAGUGACUCACCUUUCUCACUUGAUGCUCAAAGCAAGACAGGAAGCCUUAGAUACGUUUGGUUUCAAAUUAUGUAUGUUGCAGAUAAUAUUGUCCCGGUAUAAAUAAUUAUGGCUAGGAAACAAAGAAAACCCUUAAUCAACUUAAGUUGUCUGGAGCGUACUGGUUACAUUACACUAUUCUCUCACACUCAACUUAUAGCUUUCAGAACUUACAAAUUGCAUAAGGAGCGUGCGAGAACAGCAGACAACUUCCUCAAGACUGCCCCAUUGGACUGGCGACGCCUUACCCAGGCCAAUUCGCGCUAUCCGAAUUAAAGCCAAAAAGGGUUGGAACCACGAAUUCUCUCAACAAGCUUCUAAGCUUGACGGGUGACAAGCGAUCUCGAUCGCUGAGGACGGCUGGGAAGUAGGGUGGGAAGAUCUUUGAAUGAAGGCUCAACUUGCCCAAAUUGGAGUUGCGAAUUCCAAAAAAAUGUGCGCGAAGCGCUAAAAUUUAAAAAUGGUACCAAAGUCUAAGUGAAGGACAAACAGAGACUUGCAUUUUGUCUUAAUUUGUAGCUAGCUUACUUGAAAGAGAAAGACUCUUUCUGUGCUGAGUAUUCUGUGCAUUAUCCCCUAUUAUCUCGAUUUCUUUUUUCUCAAGAAGAAAACAUCGUCAGACAACACAUUCAUGUCAACGUGGAAUAAAACUAUUAUUGACAAAAUUAAUAGACUAGUACUUUAGCUCACCAUUAUCUUGUUCCCUUUUUUUUUCAAGAACUCAAGAAAUUGCAAGCGAAGGUUAACGGUGGGUAUUUUCCCAGUUGUAAGUCAGACUGAUGUAUAAUUGGCGUCAUUAGUUAACAAAAACCAAAGGGACUAAAUAUUUCUUAUCUCGAUUGCGGGAAAUCGGCAUGACAAUUCCGAUAAUAUCUUCAAAAUACAACAGCUGGAGAGAGGGCGAACAGAAACUCAUUAGCAGUGCAUCAUAAUUUAAAGCUCUAGCUUUUUUCCAAUUCAAAACUUGGGAGGACCAAAAUGACUCGACGUCUUGUUACAGAGGGCAGGUAUCCUUAAGGACGUAUACUGUUACAAAACGCUUUUGUUGAAGACAGGAAUUAAGUCCCAUGCAAGCACUCGCCUAGCAGUUAAUGAAUCAUGGUCCGAUAGCCAGUGAUCGAACAUAAAAUGUAAAAUGUUGAACUUGGUUGGUACGAGCUGAAUAAAGGGGCAGUUACUGUGGUAGUUCAUUGAAGGAUGCUAGGUAUGACGUACCAAAUAGCUGUACUAACUACUACAACACUCAAAGCGUAGUUGAUCCAUGGGCAUAUAUCAAAAUUUUCCAUCGAGUUAGACUUAAAGCAGUUCUGGUCUUGGGAAAAGAUAAACAAGGGUGCAUAUAAUGGCCUCUUUUAGAUCUUGCUGGGCGGCAUGAAAGAUUUGUGAUGACCUGUGUGAUGACCGGUAUCAUUCUGACACUUGCCCUUUAUCCGAGUUCUAUCUAUAAAAACAAAUCAUCACAAACAACUUAAUCGUUUUACGUUUUUUUACUGGGUUGAUAAAAAGCGUGCUACAUCAAACUGUCAGGACAUUUUUUCUUCUCGUAGAACUGGAAUCUGAAGUUGAUUCUUUGGAAAAAGAAUUGAAAAAUCAGGGCGCAGGUGAGUCAAUGUUCAGCUGUUAACUUUAACCUUUAUGUUGCUCCAAUUUAUCGUUGUGUGCAACAUACUGUUACGAAGUCAACGAAUUAAAUCAUAACUAAACCAAAGAAGAGGCAGAAGCUGCAGUUGAACAUAUCCAGCGUGACAGACGGACGGAUGGACGGACGAAUGAAUGGACCGACGGAUAAAUUUGUUUAUGAAAGGACGCUUUUCGCAGUAUUUCUGCUGAAUUGUAAAGACUUAAGAAAUUGAAUAAAAUGAUAGCAACUGGCUUAAAGAAUUUAAUGACUAAAAAUUAAAAUAUAGAAUGGCUGAAAAAGUAAAAAGCACAAGCGUUCAUAAACACGUUCUUAAAACAGUACGUUUUACAAUGUGGAAGGGUAAAAUGGCCGCCCAGAUUUUGUCUAAAAUUUGUGGAAUGGCGACUGCUGUUAACGGUCAUGACCCAUAUAAAUCCAUUAUCUUUAAAAAGGAGAACAUAGAAUGCUCGUUUUCAUUUGAAUGGUAACACCAUAGGAUUUCGCUCACAAAUUCGGGUGUGUUCCUCUCGGUGGAUCCAAAAACGGAUUUUAGAGCUUAAAACGGAUUUCGCGUUCGUUUCGGCAAAUCCAAACCCGGAUUUUUGAUCUGGUGAAUCCUUUUUGAAAAAGGAUUAAAGAUCAUUGAAUUUGAAAUCCGAAGAAUCCGAAUCCAGACUAUGGAUUGGAAAUUAGUUAGAUGAUCCAGCGGCAUUCAGUUGAAGAAUUCCCGUAGAGUUUCUAGUUGCUGCCAUUUGCCGCAAAACAUCUGAAAACACUGGAAGAUAGUUCCUGGUACAGUACAAUAUCCACGUGCUGACUAUUUGUCGCUAAAGAUCGCUUAAAAGCACAAAUAAGUAAAAGGGACAAAUGAACUGCUCUCUUUCUACAAACUCGCUUGUAGACGCGACAGGCACUCGAUCGUGCUACAUAAAAAAUCCGAGCCACGAAACUGGAUCAAACUAGGCUGAAAACCUUUCGAUAAUUUUCAACUUUAACGCGCUAUUUUCAUGAUCUGUUUAUGUUCCAUCGUAGCUAUUCGAACUGCCGACCACAAAAUUCUGCACGGUAUAAUCGCAUAAUUUGUAAAUCAGUAGAAAACAUGUCAUUUCUUGAGAGGCUGUCAAGACAUGGAUUGCAUUUUGCAGGCGUUUGCGAAAGGUUACCAAAGAAUCCAAUUUCGGAUUUCAUCUUCCUUUCGACCGCGAAAUCCGGCAAAUCUCGGAUCAAAAAUGCGUUUCUGGAUUCGCCGAAAGGAACACACCCCUACAACUAUAUACAUACUAAAUAAAUAUAGUACCACGUGAAAUUACUGCUGAAGAGGUAUCAUUUGAAUGGUCACACGAUAGGAUUCAUCCACAGAUUCAAAAGUCAAAACUACAUGAGGAAUAAAUAGUACCAUCUGAAAGUAAAGCUAAAAGGGUUUCAUUUGAAUGGUAACACCAUAGGAUAUCAUCCACACACUCAAAAGUUGGAACUACAAACUGAAUAAGUGGUUAGUACAAUGUAAAAGUAAAGAUGAAAAGGCUUCAUUCGAACGGUAACACCAUAGGAUUUCAUCCAGACUCAAAAGUUGGAAGUACAUACUUAAUACAUGUAAAUAGUAUCAUGUGAAAGUACUGCUGAAGAAGUUUCAUUUGAGUGGUAACACCAUAAUACUUCAUCCACAAAUCAAACUGAAAUAGAGCUGUGAUUAGUGGCCGGCCUGCGAUUUAAUACUGAAUUUAACAGUCGCGGUGUGUGGUUUAAUGUUAUUGUUUUUUUGUUGUUGUUGUUGUUUUCAGAGUUAAAGAACCUGCAAGUACAUGGCUCGAACGAUGGUAAGGUUACUGCUACUAAAAAGAAAAUCGUGCCCACUCUUAUAAACGCCCCUGUCCGAUAAACAGGGUAGUUGUCUCGCUUAGAUGGCCACAUUAAGUGGCGUCGAAACGCAGGCAUAUUACUAUAGAAAUCUAGGGCGUUGUCAUGUAAUUUCUCAGUUUUCAAAACCCUCCUUGUUCUACUCCUUUUCGGUUUAUUUUUUUUACAAUGUCAAAAUUACAAAAACCUGACGAGUGCUGACCGAAACGUGAAUUAUGGUAAAAGCGGCGUCGAAUGUGAUGCAGAUAUUGUUCCUGGGUGGUUUCGGUAUCAAGGCGAGGCAGGAACACAGAUGGCAACUACAUGCCCACCAAACUGGAGCUGUAACAGUGGUGCGAAUGGUUGGAUGAAGGGGGAGCUUCCCUCAGUGGCAGAUGGAAGGGUCACCAGGAUGGCCUGUUUCCAAUUUAAUAAUCAGUGCUGUUUCUACUUCAAAUAUAUUCAAGUUAGAAAUUGCGGUGAAUACUAUGUUUACUAUCUCAAUGGCACUCCAGAUAACAAGUGCUACGUCCGCUACUGCGGUAGCGAUUGAAUAAAGGGUACAAAUAUAAGUAUUUCCUAAAAAUACCAAUAUGUUAAUUAAAGCCAAGGUUUGCGUAGCGGUGUUUUAUCGGCGGGAAGGCAAAUGAGCAGCGUAGCUGGCAAAAGGCGCGCGAAGCACACUCGAACCAUUCUCGUCCCCAGAGCCUCCUGUUCCCUUAGACGGCGAGGCCUGAGCACGAGGACCAGGAGGCUCUGGAGACACAGGAUUUGAAGUCCUAGAUUUUAGGACUUCCGUUCAUUUCUGAUUUUCUACAACGUUUCUAAUAGCGUUCACUUGCUCUUGCCGAAGUGUCCAUGACUGUAAAUUUAGGUGAAUCCAAGCUUUUAAAAGAAAAUCCUCCAACUUACUUUUGAAUCGGAAAUGACCGGAAGUCUUAAAAUCUAGGACUUCAAAUCCUGUGUCCCCCAGUUUGUCCCCAGAGCCUCCUGGUCCUCGUACUUAGGCCGCGCCGGCUGAAGGAACAGGAGGCUCUGGGGACGAGCAUGCACUCGCACGAGAGUUGUCUCUACCCUGUUCUCCUCGCGGCUCUGACGCUCAUUUGCGCGCUCGACAAUUAAACCGCCAGCUAUGCAGGCUAAGCUAAGGGUUGAGCAUGGUGGCAAAAAGAGGGCGGUGGGGGUCAAACUUUAAUGUCUUAAUACAAGGAAUACACGUAGUGCCAAGUUUUUUUUUGAGAAUGUAAUAACAUAAGCUAGUUAAAUAUAUCCAGAGCAAACUGGACUAUAGAAAAUAAAGGCGUCACUCCGUAAAGGUGAUUAGAAUAAAGGGAAUAACAGGAACAAAGAAAAGUCUUGUCUGGUUGAUCUGCCUGUAGUCUGCGUAGCUAGUGUCGAAAGGCGUUGGGGAGGAAGGGAAAAUACGGGGGGAUUGGGGGGAAGUGACCAGCGUUCCGUCGCAGUCAAACUUUAGGUGCCUUAAGUUUUCCUAUAAAAGAUUGUAAUGGGAAAAAAAAAAGAUAGUAUGCCAUGUUUGGAAGUAAUAAUGAUCGCCUUUUUCCCGAGAAAUCAUGUGAAGUUCUCUUUUUGCCCAAAAAGCGCGCGUAAAUACUGAGCGAGUGCCCCCCGGGCAUCCCAUAAUACUUCUUAAAUCUCAAAAUAAAUUCAAUAUGGCCGCCGUAUCGGUAAAAAGGUCUAUUCCUCUUGCAGUUGAUCUGUUGACUCCAAGGGUGUCCGCUACAAGCAAGUAAUCUUCGUUGUCCGUCUUCGAACGCUCUGAUCAUCCUCUCACGGUGUUCGAGUGCUAUUCUGUUUCUAUGAGGCAUGUCAAACACAUGUACUGUACAAUAUGUAACCGUUCAAACUUGAACAGGGACAAAGAAAAGACUUGUCUAUUUCAUCUGCCUGUAGCUUGACGUAGCUGGCGUCGAAAGGCGUUGGGGAGGAAGGAAAAAGAGAUAUUUUGUAGAUCUUGCUAGGUUGCCUCAGCAAAGAACAAUGAUAGCCGUCAUGAUGACUUGCGCUUCAUCCAAGUUGUAUGUAUCUAUAAAAACAAAUCAUCACAAACACCUAUGAAGCGUCCUAUGCUGUUAUGGAAGAUUAAGGAUUUUUUUCACUACAAAGUGGUUCAUUGUAAUUGUCAAGACAUUUUUUCUUCUCGCAGAACUGGAAACUGAAAUUGAUUCUUUGGAAAAAGAAAUAAAAUAUUAGGGCACAGGUGAGUCAAUAUUUUGCUGUAAACUUAAACCUUUAUGUUUACUUUUUAAGUUUAAUAUCAUUGUAUCAUGAUAUUGUGGUGAAAAAACUAAAUCUGCUCAUGGCCAAACCAAACAAGACGCAGAAACUGCGGUUGAACACAUCCAGCGAAUUGGAUGGAUGGACAGACGGACAGAUGGAGGGACAGAAGUAAUACCGUUGCACUAAUACUGAAUUUGCUAAGGCUUAAACAAUCGAAUAAAAUGAAAAUAACUGGCUAGGAAUUCAAUAACUAAAAUUUCAGAAAAACUUUCUUAGAGUAACACGUUUUACAAUGUGGAUGAAUGAAAUGGCGGUUUUGUCUUAAAUUUGUGGAAUGACAACUGCUGUUAAUGGUCUGAGAGUUUGGUACUCCAAUAUCAUUUUUUAAAAAAAAAAAAAAAAAGGAAAGCAUAGACUGCUCGUUUUCAUUUGAAUAGCAACACUACAGGAUUUCACCCACAGACUCAAAGUUAGAAAUACAUACUAAAUAAAUAGUACCAUGUGAAAGUACUGCUGAAAAGGUUUCAUUUGAAUGGUAACACAAUAGGAUACAGACUGAAUAAAUACAGUGCUGAAGAGCUUUCAUUUGAAUGGUAACACCAUAAUAUUUCAUCCACAAAUCAAGCUGAAAUAGAGCUGUUAGUGUUAAAUGAAUUGUGACCGACCAGCGAUUUAAUACUGAAUUUAACAUUUUGUUGUUGUUGCUGUUGUUUUUUUUUUUUUUUCAGAACUAAAGAACCUGCAAGUACAUGGCUUAAACGAUGGUAAGGUUAAUGAACUAGUAAAAAGAACUUAUCGUGUCUACCGUACAUAAUCUAAUUGACGGCCCACUCUUAUAAACGCCCCUUGUCUGAUAGACGCCCCACCUAACAGUUACUCAAAAUUUUAAUACUAGGCAUUGGCAAAAAAACGAGCAAAAUAAGUCAAUUCAUUCAGUGGGGAUGAAGCAGCUGCUCUGACGAGAAGUCACCAAUAGUACCUAACCUUGACCCCAAACAAUACAAAAACAAUUGAAAGAAUGACAUGUCAUUGUUUUCUGCGACCAGUCAGGAGAGACCUUACGAGCAGCUCCUGUACUACUCCAUUCAGUUUCUAGCUUAAAAGGGUACCGGAUUCCGGAAUCCCAGAAUUUUUUGCUGGUGGAAUCCGGAACCAGCAACUUUUAGCUGGGAAUCAGUAAUCCGACAAAUGAUCCAGAAUCCACAGCGUGGCCUCCAGAAUCCAGGACUGUCCUAGACUUCCUGACAUGGGGCGAUCAUAGUAACUGUUCACAGUGAUCUCGUACUGGUAAUUGUAUGAUUCGCUGUGCUGGCAAUCAUGAGGAGGAUAUGAUGGCGACAAGUAGUUGUGUCACUUACAGUCGAAACGCAGGUAUAUUACCACAGAAAGCUAGGGCGUUGUCAUUUCUCAGUUUUUCAAACCCUCUUUGUUUUACGGCUUUUCCGUUUAUUUUUUUUUUAGAAUGUCAAAAUUACAAAAACUUGACGAGUGCUGACCGAAACGUAAAUUAUGGUAAAAGAGGCGUCGAAUGUGAUGCAGAUAUUGUUCUGGGUGGUUUCGGUUUCAAGGCGAGGCAGGAAUACUGAUGGCAACUACAUGCCCACCACACUGGAGCUGCAACAGUAGUGGGAACGGCUGGAUGAAAGGAGAGCUUCCCUCAGUGGCAGAUGGACGGGUCACCAGGAUGGCCUGUUUCCACGUUAGUAAUCGGUGCUGUUUCUCCUUCAAAUAUAUUCAAGUUAGAAAUUGCGGUGAAUAGUAUGUUUACUAUCUCAAUGGCACCCCAGAUAACUCGUGCAACCGCUACUGCGGUAGCGAUUGAAUGAAGGGUCGUAUUAUAAGUAAGUUCCAGAGUAAGUUCCUAAAAACACCAGGUUAAUUAAACCUGAAUAUUUUCAGCCUGCGUAGCUGGCGGUUCGCUUGCGAGAGAGCUUGUCAAAUUAGCAGAGUAGCAGCGAAAACGUGCUCAAAGCGAACGAGUGUAGUUUCUGCCCAUUUUCCUCGCUGCUUUGGCGCUCAUUUGCGCGUUCGACGAACAAAACCGCUAGCUACUCAGGGUAAGCUAGGGUUCAGCAUGGUGUCGAAGAAGGGGGGUCAAACUUUAGUGUCCGAUUUUCUUAAUACAAGGAUUAUCGUGCUGAGUUCUGCGCGCUUCAUACAACAAAUGUAACAGCAUUAUAUUAGAAUGUAAAGGUGUCAAUUAAAAAGGUUAAUAAAAUACAAAGAAUAACAGGGACAAAGAAAAGACUUGUCUAGUUCAUCUGCCUGUAGCCUGCGUACCCGACGUCGAAAAGCGUUGGGGAGGAAAGGAAAAGGGGGGAGGGGGGGAUUGAGAGAAAAGGGACCAGCGUUCCCACUUUCUUAAUACAAGGAUACACGGCGUGCCAAGUUCUUCUUUAUGCAACAAAGGGAAUGUAAUAGCAUUUUAGUUUUUUAAAUACAUCCUGCAGUUUCAACUUGUAAACAAAGAAAACUGGCCCCGGUGGUUCAAACGUUGGAUAGCGCUAUCCACCGGAUAAAUCACUAUCCAGUGGAUAGCUUAAUCGGUUUCCCUACUACUUAUGCGAUGGGUAGUGAUUUAUCCGUUGGAUAGCGCUAUCCAACUUUUGAACAACAAAUUCCCUGCAGCCUGCUAGAAAGAGAGGAAGGGAGAAGAGAGAAGAAUUCAAGUGGAAAAGGGACCAGAGUUCUAUCGGAGUCACACAUUGGGUGCUUCCCGGACCGUAUUCGGUGAUACUGGAAAUACAAAGAGUAAUCUGGAAUAUUUGUUCGAUUGAUCUCCAAUUCCAAUUCUUGAAUUAAGGCAAUAAAUUAUUUUCCAAACGAGCAGAACGCUUGUGAUAACACGGAAUAAUGACGUAACUUUCCUCGCGUCGCAUAGCGCAUGUCGUGGACUUAUUUAUUUGUGAUUCGCAAUAGCUCAUCCAAAGACACUUUUCCUUAAGCGCUCGAUCGUGACAGUGGGGCUGGAAUUAUGCGUGAACCGAUGUUUAUUAUCAUUUAUGCCGAUUUUAUUGUCGAAGAAUUUCUUUAGGCAAAGAGCUUGACUCAAUUAUUAAUUCCUAUAGUAAACUGGCGGUUACUUCGGCAGACAAAUUGCAAGGUGUAAAUCUGCCUUACGGUAUCUGGUUCAUUAGAAGCAUUACCAAAACCGUAAAAUUCCGAAAAUAAGCCCCGGGGCUCAUAUUUUUCAAAGGCCCUUUUUUGAGGGUCUUAUUUUGGAGGGGCUUAUAUUCGGAGGGGCUUAAGUACGGAGGGAAAUUUGCGUUUCAAAAUCGAUUGGGCUAGCUUGUAGUGGGAAGGAAAUUUACCAAUUUUGCUUUGUUUUACUUUGUAUUCGAGGGCAAAUUCCAAGUACAAGCCCCCCCAGGGGGCUUAUAUUCGGAGGGGCGAUUUCACGGAGGGUUUUUGGCGUUAACAUUUUGGGGCGCUUAUAUUUGGAGGGGCUCAUACACGGAAUUUUACGCUACCCUAAAACUGAUUGAGUGAAAUUUCAAGGUAAUUAUAAGGAGUUGCCUUUGGACCGCAAACAGGUUAGUCAAUAGAAAACAUUAAUACUUGAAUUUAUUUCUCAAUUUCCCGUGAAACGUGAAUUACUUGAUUUUUCCGUGACCGAGAAAAAAUUUUAGAAAUUAUUCGUGACGCAAGAAAAGUCAACAAAUUUCACGCAGUCCGGCACACUGUUGAUAUUUUCUUAACUCUGGACACUCAGACAGUGUCACUUCAUUUGGCUACGUAUACGUUUUGGAUGAUUUGCUUUUCAUACGCAUUAGUUGUUAACGGAAGUCGAACUCAUCCUCUGAGGUUAAAAAACAAUGACGUCACAAAUGAUACACAAGCGCUCGUACGGUUGUUGGUGUGACAAUCGGUUGACUAAUUUCAGUUGUAGUUUGCUAACUCCGCCUCAAGGCAUGGGGGAGUGCAUUCUGUACAAUACAUAAUAGUCGACUUUCGAAACAAGCGCAGCUAGCUAAGGGAAAGGGAAGUAACAGUUACAAGAUCAUCGUUCCAAGAUGUAUAUGACGCCAGCUGUAAAUGCAGAAGAGUAUUAUUUAGAGCUAGGAGCCACUCAAACUGGCAACGUUGAAGAAGCAUACGAUGACAUUAUUGUCGGAGAGGCAGCGACAAAUGUUCAGGUGCAAACAGCUAGUAACGGGUAUAGUUACAAAGGAAGCACGAAGGGGCAGCUCGCAACAACAGAGUUUGAGAAGCUGCAGAAGGCUCUGAGAGCUGAAAUCUUAAGAGCCCGGCGAAUGAGGCUCUUCAUGUUGACUGUAAUUAUGGUAACGUUCUUGAUCGCUGUUGCCGCUUUGAUUUUGGUCAUAAUGAAGAUAGCGGAUGGAGAAGGUUCAGCCCCUCCGAAGCAGGAAACAACAACACAAGGUAAACGGAUUUACAAGCUGUUUUCUCGCCGAAAAUCACCGGCCUUCGAUUUCAUUAGGCAUGCAUGCACCCAAUGCCGAGAUAGUUUUCUUUAACCAGAUAAACAAAACCUAGCCAAUAUCGGUUACUUUGAUGGAAAAUUACUGAGAUAAACAACAAAUUACAUGAGUAACCGUCAUUUUUGUUUACCAAUCAGUUAACCUGACCUGAGCCUGACCGAUAAGCAUGGAUACAAGGUGGAUAAUUUUUAUAUUUUUGACCCCGUGGACUCAAUCCUAUACGGAUCAGCGUUUUAUCAUGACCCCUAAGGUUGCUCCAUGGUUCUCCUUAGAUGUUUCUCGAUACUUAUCUCGACGGAAUUUGGUUUUUGUAGAGAAUUUUGACUAGGGCUACUUAUUCUUGAGAGAGGCAAAUGCAAUCGAUUUGGUACAAGACGUCAUUAACAUGCAUAUUAGGCUGUUUAAACGCGCGUGAAAUGUGGACGGAGCACAUCUCUCCUGAUGAAAAUGGUUGUAGCUUUUGUUUUUAAACGAUAAAUGUAACCUUAACCCCCGGCUUUUUCGCUUCAACGAAAAAAUCGCCUCAUCGCAAGCUAUAGAAUUCGUCCGGUAGUUGUGGUAUACGCCAUUCGACUGCGCUAUUACUAAACAAAAAAAUACAUUGUAGCUACCAUGCAAAUUAGAAUUUUAAUCUUUCUCUAACCACGCAAAAAAACAAUAACGGGUGUUGACUUCUUUACUCACAAAAAUUAUAAUCAUGCAGAGGCAUUUAACGGUUGGGUAGGCUCAACAAGCAGUAACAAUGUUAAUUAAAAUUUCCACUUCGCAAGUUAAAACUAGCGCUCUCUACCGAAAACAAAUCGAGAUUUACUGUGAGAGACUAAGGAAGAAGAAUCAAUUUAACCCAGUGGUGAUCUCAGGGUUGAGGGGGGGGAGAGGCGGGGAGGGAGGUACACCGGAGUUGAGAUGACUGGAUGAUCUGGAGAUGUCAAAAAUCCCCCCCCACGACAGAACAAUGGGAUUUAUUUGUUACAGUUUUUGUGUUUUUCUAGUGUUUAAAACAUGCGAAAAAAGAGUAUUUAAGUGUAUGACCAUGAGUAAAGAAACAGGAAACAAACUGCUUUGUCUUAUUUAUUUCUGUGCUUCGCUCUACUGGAUUUAAAUGGGCUAAGGUCACGCUAUUUCAGGCAAAUGCGGUAAAUAUCUGAAUUUAUGAAAAUAUAAAAACCUGUUCAAACCCCGAGAGGUGUACUCCCUUUGAUGGCCUAUACGGGGAGGCUUCCCCCGAAAGGGGUACCGUUCGCAGGCUUCAGGUGCUGUUUAUGAAAGGGUAGGGAUUUGACCAGUUGAGGUAUAUAAAAGGGUAGGGAAAUCUGUCAUUUGGGUCUGUAAAAAGGCCCAAAAGAACAGAUGAAUUGUAUGGCUUUAAAAAGUCGACAAAACGUUCUAUUUUAGAGAUUUUUUUAAAAGACAGUGCAUUUACAGAAGUUAAAAGGGAUGCAAAGUUCUAAACAAGGUAUUUGAAAGGAGUACCAUUUGUCAGUCGAAGGUAUACGAAAAGGGUACCUUUUUAGUGAAAAAUGGUAUGUAAAAAGGGUAAGCGGUUGGAUCUCGGGCCGUAUAAACAUUUGUUGAGUAGAAAAUUGUUAAAAAAAAGGUUUCACUGCCUUUCGGAACUUUUACUUCACCAACUCUCACGAAGUUCAAACAGUUCAUCUUCAUCUCCUCGAAUUACGUCUACUCAAAAUAAGAAAAAAAAAAUCACUUGAACAAAAAGACCUUACUGCGCUUUUCACAAACAUGCGAACUCUAAAGGUCAAAAGACGCCUUCAUAACUGCGUUUUUCGCUGCUGUCAAUCAUAAUUACGAUCACAAGAAACGAACCUUGAAACACAGAAACACACAAAACGGAUCCAAAUCCACCAAUCACAAAUCACAAACCAUGACCUUUUGAACCCGUUAAACUAAAGUUUUGUUUCCUAAGAGGUCCGUUAAGAUGAUUGACGGCGGCGAAAAACGCAAUCGUCAGUUGGCUUUUGAACUUCAGAAUUCGCAUGUUUGUGAAAAGCGCAGUAAGUUAGCCUUAACAGAUGCAUGCAACGUUUUUGUUGAAAAGAGGUGUUGGCACUGUGAUAAAAAAAAAAAAAAAAAAAAACUACAGUUAAACCUCUCUACAAAGGCCACCUUGGGGACAGAAGAAAGUGGCCGUUGUAAAGAGGUUUUAAACAAGAGUCAAUGUAUGGAUUUUUGUGUCCAAGGGACAAAAUAAAUGAGUGGCCGUUUAGAGAGGUGGUCGGGUGGUCGGGUAGGACUGUAUUUAUUCUUCGUUUCAUUGAUUGUUUGGUUUAUACUUAGGUGAGUGUCCUACCAACUCUCAUACUUGUGACGUCAAUGCUGUUUGUCAAAAUACUGCGGGCUCACACACCUGCUUGUGUAAACUUGGAUAUACGGGGGAUGGAACAACAUGUUAUGGUAAAGCAAUACUAGUAGCACAGGAAGUACUGAGUUGAUUUAAGCGUUAGGGUAGUUAGCUUUUAAAAAGCUAUUCGGGGAUACCAGUAAACUAAAAAAGAAUACAAAAUGAUAUUUGAUUGGGUUGCCUGCGACACAGCCCAAUCGAAUGGGCUUUUCCCCUUGGAAAAAGCGCCGGGGUAAGAGGGUGUGUGGGGGAGGGAGGGGGGUUGGUUUGUUGACAUUUUAGCUUAAAAAAGUGUGCCACAGAGACUUAGGGUGACAACAACAUUCUCGCGUCUAGUUAUAACGGUUACCGUAUUUACUAGUUUUCAAUAGAAAACACCGCCCUGGAAUAACGUCAGCCUUAACCAGGAGCCAAUUACUUGAUAACAUGCGGGCGCCGUUUUUCCUGAAGAGGUGAUGAAAUGUGAUAAUACUAUUCAGCAUUCUUUGUUUCAUUUGAUUGUCUGGUUCUAGACUUAGAUGAGUGUACUUCUAACUCUCAUACCUGUGACGUCAACGCUCUUUGUUAUAAUACCGCGGGCUCACACAAAUGUUCAUGUAAAGCUGGAUAUUCAGGGGACGGAAAAACAUGUCAUGGUAAGGAAAUAAUGAAAAAUGCCGGUUAAAAUCAGAAGAGAAGUAUCAGAAGUAGUACUAGACUUGAUCUAUGCAUCAAUGUAUUUAGCUUUUGAAAAAUUAACUUGGACACUAGUAAACCACAAAAGAACAAAAUUUUAAUACUGGGUGGCAGUGAGGCACAGCCCAAUCAAGAAAGAGGUCUCUCCCUCGCAAAAAACUGGGGUGAUUUAUUCAGCUGAAAACGUAUGGCAAACAAACUUGGAAUGAUGUUUUGCGUGAAGGUGUUCAACCUAUAAUUACGCCGUCAAACUAGGAAAAAGUCUAUCAUGUAGUAAAGUUAUAGAAACUUCUUGUCUAAAGAUGUUCUUCUUGAAUUAUUAAUGGCCUUAGAAAACAACAGCCGUGGAGCUUUAUUCGUUUUCUGACUAUGCAGAUACCGACAUCUCACAGACACACCUUAAAGAUAUCACUCUGAACUCUACGAUCAGAAAAAAAUGCAAUUAAUUUAGAGCCAGAUGGAAGUUGUACCUAUCAAAACUGACAGGGUUAAGCCUAGGUGCACACUGAUUUCAAAUUUGUUGUCUUUUGUCCUAUGGGUAGGGAUGGAAAGAAAACCAAGGGGUGGAAGGCGAGGAAGGUAACUGACACACUGAGUUAAUUCACAGGGAUUUCCUGUCUAGAGCCACUCUUUCACGAAUAAAACCACGCAACAACGAAAAAAAAAAACUGAGUUCAUUUAAAACUUAGUCAAAAACUAAUGAAAGAGUCGACUUUGGCUCUGCCAGGGAAACUUAUUUCUUUUAUGUUAAAAGAUAUACCCUAACAUGUGUUUUUGCACAAUUUUAGAUAUAGACGAGUGUUCUAACAACGCUCACUGCUGUGAUGUGAACGCUGUGUGUACAAAUGCCCAAGGAUCGUAUUCUUGUGCAUGCAAAGCUAAAUAUACAGGAAAUGGUACAAAAUGUGUACUUGCCGGUAAAAAAAAACAAACGUUUUCGUGUGAGCAAUAACAUUCCCUGUAAAAAUAUUUUUAAAACAUGCUACUUUUCCCCUUUUGCUUAAAACGUAAUGUCUUACUGCCGAUUCAGUAAAACAAAACCCAUUCCGCCCAGGCCUUCGGUUUGCUAGUAUUAAUCAUAUAGCACGCACACACUUGCUUAAAAAGCAGGGACCGCUAUGGGGCUUGGUGGGCUAUAGUUACCGUAAAAUUCAAAAAUAAGCCCCUCCAUGCAUAAGCCCUCCAAACUUGUAACGCAAAAAACCCUUAGUCAAAAUCGCCCCUCCAAAUAUAAGCUCCCCGGGGGGCUUGUACUUGGAAAUUGCCCUCAUAUACAAAGUAAAACAAAGGAAAAACGGUAAAUUUCCUUCCAACUAUAAGGCUAGCCGAAUCGAUUUUGAAACGCACAUUUCCCUCCAUAGAUAAGCCCCUCCGAACAUAAGCCCCUCCAAAAAUAAGCCUCUCAAAAGGGCCUUUGAAAAAUAUAAGCAUCGGGUAUGGCCAUUCAUAAAUAAAGGUUACUUUGGGCAUUGGAAAUUGAGCACUUGAAUUGUUUGGAGGUCACCGCAAGAAAAUCAUUUCAGUGAGUUCCAUACGCUUAAAUCCCUAAUGCCCAAUUGUCAAUGACACAUUGCCAAUGUUGCCUUUAUUGAACUAAGUAUAUGUGUUUUUUACAAUAACUGAGCGGAUUCUCGUGCGCUGAUUGGUUGAGAGCUAUGUUCGAUAAGAGAACAAACCAUGAAAAUGAUGUGAUGGUGGCGCCAUUUGUUUUCUCUUUCCGCCAAGCGAUUUCCGAGAAACUUCAACGGAAUUAAAUGGACGUCAAAACUUUGUAGUGAGACCACUCGGCCGCGGCUCGUGGUUCCACUUGAACGUUUUCACGUCAUUUCUAUGGUCGAUAAAAGUAUAGACCCAUAAAAAUUGUUGUCGAUUUGCUAUGUUGCUUUUAAGAGACCCUCUUUAUUGAUUAGUCAUUAAAAGUCAGAUAAGUUAUUAUUAUUAUUAUUAUUAUUAUUGUUGUUAUUAUUAUUAAGUUAUUAUUAUUGAUUACUUUCAAAACUAUUCAGUAACAUUCCGAGCUGUCUUCACAAACCUCGGCGCGAGUGGGAGACUUCACCCAACUUCCCUUGGUAGUUACUACAGGGGACAGGAUCAUGACGGUCAAGUUACGUUGCACAGCGGUAUUCAACGCUGGACCGUGCCGUACACAGGCGACUACAGAAUAGAGGCAAUAGGAGCUGCUGGGGGUACGACACGAGAAGUAGCGGGGGGCAUAUUUCGUGGAAGAGGUGCUAGAAUGGAGGGACUUUUAACUUAUCUCAAGGCGAAACAAUUCAAAUACUCGUGGGUCAAGAGGGUGGAAUUAACAAUGUAA